Molecule: messenger RNA, 12453 nt
Organism: Zootoca vivipara (common lizard)
Lineage: Eukaryota; Metazoa; Chordata; Lepidosauria; Squamata; Lacertidae
Gene: BRWD3
Product: bromodomain and WD repeat domain containing 3
Biological process (GO): cytoskeleton organization; regulation of cell shape; regulation of transcription by RNA polymerase II
Cellular component (GO): nucleus
Molecular function (GO): protein binding
Source: RefSeq, a predicted model, not a curated record
CAGCCCGUUCCACCGCCCCCACGCGGCCGGAGGCUCCCUCGGCUACGGAACAGCCUUCCUGCCUGCUUCCCUUCUCUCUCUCUCUCUCUCCCUCCCCCCGCCCCCCAACCCGUAAUUACGGAGCCGCCGCUGUCUCUCCCCUCUCUCCGUCCUCCUCCAUUCCCCUUCAGGCGAGCAGCCCGUCUGAGCGCCGGCACGGGCUCGGUCCCUCCUCCGCGGCGGGGGCUCCAUGGAGCAGGCGAGGCGCUAAUGAGGCGGCGUGCGGCAGCAGCAGCGGCAGCAUAUAUACCCCGCCGCUGGGGCUGUUCCGGGCGGUCGUAACAGGAGCCGCUCCGCAGGCAGGCAGGCAGGCAGCUCGCCCGUCCGCCCUUUCCUGGGACAGAGACCAUCCCCACCAGCGGUAGCGACGGCGGCGCCCCCGGCGCCUUUCCCUUCUCCCCCGGCGCUCCUUCCUGACGGGCCUUCUUCUGAGGAAAGAGGAGGGAUGGCGGAGGCCGCCCCGACCCAGCUGGAAGCCGAGCUGUACUACCUGAUUGCCCGCUUUCUCCAGUCCGGACCGUGCAAGCAAUCUGCUCAGGUGCUGGUGGAGGAGCUGGAAGAACACCAGUUGAUCCCAAGGCGCCUGGAUUGGCAAGGCAAAGAGCAUCGAAGAAGUUUUGAGGAUUUGGUGGCAGCCAAUGCUCACAUCUCUCCAGACUAUCUUCUCAAAAUCUGUGAACGCAUUGGACCUUUAUUGGAUAAGGAGAUCCCACAGAGUGUGCUUGGGGUGCAGACUUUGCUGGGAGUGGGACGGCAGUCAUUACUAAGGUCAGCCAAAGACUGUAGGCACACACCUUGGAAAGUAUCAGCAUUUGCAGCUCUCUACAGAGGAAGGCCCCCUGAACUACCUUCAAACUAUUCGAAAUCACCAAAUGUGGUAAAUAUAAUCUGUGCCAGGCAAACAACUGGAUAUGGGCGUUUCAGCCAUUUGUUCCCCUCGUCCUUCUACCAGCACAUCAAGAUGCACAAGAGAAUUCUUGGGCAUCUAUCCUCUGUGUAUUGUGUAGCCUUUGAUCGCACUGGGAGGCGAAUUUUCACAGGUUCGGAUGAUUGCUUGGUGAAAAUUUGGGCUACAGAUAAUGGACGUUUGCUCUCAACACUCCGAGGACAUUCGGCUGAAAUUUCUGACAUGGCUGUUAGUUAUGAUAACACCCUCCUUGCUGCAGGCAGCUGUGACAAAGUAGUCAGAGUCUGGUGUCUUCGAACCUGUGCACCAGUUGCAGUGCUGCUUGGCCACACAGCUUCAAUAACCUCUAUACAGUUUUCUCCAGCAAGAAAAGGAACAACUCGAUACCUCACUUCUACAGGUGCUGAUGGAACUAUCUGCUUCUGGCAAUGGCAUUCAGAUACAAUGAAAUUUAAGGAUCGUCCAAUCAAAUUUGCUGAGAGGUCAAGGCCUGGCGUUCAGAUAUCUUGUUCUUCUUUCAGCUCUGGUGGUAUGUUUGUUGCAACAGGGAGCACUGACCAUGUGAUAAGAAUAUAUUACUUGGGUUCUGAGUCUCCAGAGAAAACUGCUGAAUUAGAAUCUCAUACGGACAAAGUAGUUGCUGUUCAGUUCUGCAACAGUGGAGGCAGACUAAGAUUUGUCAGUGGAAGCAGAGAUGGAACAGCCAGAAUCUGGCAAUAUCAGCAGCAAGAAUGGAAGAGUAUAGUGUUGGAGAUGGCGACUAAGAUGACUGGAAAUAGCCAAGUGUCUGGGGAAGACAAGGUGUCCAAGUUGAAGGUGACUAUGGUAGCUUGGGAUCGUUAUGAUACUACUGUUAUUACAGCAGUCAACAAUUUCCUUUUGAAAGUGUGGAACUCUUCUACUGGGCAGCUUCUUCACAACCUAACUGGCCAUGAUGAUGAAGUGUUUGUUUUGGAAGCUCACCCAUUUGACCAAAGGAUCAUGCUUUCUGCAGGCCAUGAUGGGAAUAUUUUCAUUUGGGACCUUGAGAAAGGAGCAAAAAUGCGCAAUUACUUUAACAUGAUUGAGGGCCAAGGCCAUGGUGCAGUGUUUGACUGUAAAUUCUCCCCUGAUGGUCAGCACUUUGCCUGUACAGAUUCCCAUGGGCACCUACUAUUGUUUGGAUUCGGAUGCAAUAAGAAUUAUGAAAAGAUCCCAGACCAGAUGUUCUUCCACACAGAUUACCGCCCUCUGAUCCGUGAUGCGAAUAACUAUGUCCUAGAUGAACAAACUCAACAGGCCCCACAUCUCAUGCCUCCCCCGUUCUUGGUUGAUGUGGAUGGAAAUCCUCACCCCACAAAAUACCAGCGACUGGUGCCAGGGCGGGAAAAUUGUAACGAUGAGCAACUCAUUCCUCAGCUGGGAUAUGUGGCAAACGGUGAUGGUGAAGUUGUGGAGCAGGUGAUUGGGCAGCAAACUAAUGACCAAGAAGAGAGCAUCCUUGAUGGAAUUAUCAGGGAGCUACAACGAGAGCAAGAUCAGAGAAGACUUAAUGGAAGUGAAGCUACUCCAAAUCUUCUGCAAAACAGAUUGCAGCCUGCUAAUACUUUGAGAAGUCCAAGUUUGGAUAUAGCUUCCCCCCCAAAUGUUGGGCUCAGACGGAGUGGUCAGAUUGAAGGUGUUCGGCAGAUGCACCACAAUGCUCCUAGAAGUCAGAUGGCCACGGAGAGGGAUCUCAUGGCAUGGAGUAGGAGAGUGGUGGUGAACGAGCUGCAUCCUGGGGUUAGCAGAGUUCAAGAGGAAUGCCGAGCUGCAAAAGGCGAAUUAGAAAUUCAUCUGUAUACGCUUGAAAAGAAGAGAAAGCCUUCCCAUACGUUACAAAGGUGUGAUUAUCAACCCGGCAGCGGGCGAUCUUUGCGAAGAAACCAGCGCAAGCGUCAGCAUGCUUACCAAACACGCUCCACCUUUGAUCAUCAUUCACAAGGUGUAAGAAGAAGCUCACAUACUCAGGAAGACUCUGAAAGCUCUUCUGAGGAAGAUGACACAGGUGGCACAAGUGAUGUGUCUGUGGACGACAAUGUCGCUGCAUGGCAAAGUGAAAGCAGCUCUAGUGAUUCAUCCAGUGAAUAUUCUGACUGGACUGCAGAUGCCGGAAUAAACCUUCAGCCUCCGAAAAGACAAACGAGACAGGCAACUCGCAAAAUGUGUAGCAGUUCUGAAGAUGAAAAUAUGAAAAAUAUGAAGGGACAGGAAGAAAAACGCAAAAAACCCAAACAGACAAGGAAAAAGAAACCUAGUGGGCGGCUUUCGAUGGAUGGUGAACCCACUGAAGAAUGGUUUGCUCCACAUUGGAUACUGGAUACCAUACCGCGGCGUUCCCCCUUCGUUCCACAAAUGGGGGAUGAGGUAAUCUAUUUUAGGCAAGGGCAUGAAGCUUAUGUGCGUGCAGUUCGAAAGGCAAAGAUCUACAGUGUAAACAUGCAGAAACAACCAUGGAAUAAAAUGGAACUCAGGGAACAAGAAUUCGUGAAGAUUGUGGGAAUUAAGUAUGAAGUUGGACCACCUACACUUUGCUGCUUGAAGCUUGCCUUUCUUUAUCCAACCUCAGGCAAAAUGACUGGUGAAUCAUUUUCCAUUAAGUACCAUGAUAUGCCAGAUGUUAUUGAUUUCCUUGUGCUGCAUCAGUUUUACAAUGAAGCCAAAGAAAGGAACUGGCAGAUUGGAGAUAGAUUCCGCAGCAUAAUAGAUGAUGCAUGGUGGUUUGGAACGGUAGAGAGUCAACAACCAUUCCAGUCCGAUUAUCCUGAUAGUUCCUUCCAGUGCUACAGUGUUCACUGGGACAAUAAUGAAAGAGAAAAGAUGAGCCCCUGGGACAUGGAGCCAAUUCCAGAAGGAACUGCUUAUCCGGAGGAGGUUGGGGCUGGCGUUCCCGUGACAACAGAGGAGCUGGCAUCUUUGCUGUACAAACCACAGGAAGGUGAAUGGGGAUCCCAUUCGCGAGAUGAAGAAUGUGUGCGGGUUCUUCGUGGUAUUGAUCAACUUCUAUCCUUAGAUAUAUCCAACCCUUUUGCUGUCCCAGUGGACCUUAGUGCCUAUCCUCUAUAUUGCACUGUUGUUGCUUACCCAACUGACCUCACCACAAUAAGGAGAAGACUUGAAAACAGAUUUUACAGGAGAAUAUCAGCACUAAUGUGGGAGGUACGAUAUAUUGAACAUAACGCUAGGACUUUCAAUGAGCCCGAUAGUCCUAUAGUUAAAGCAGCCAAAAUAGUAACAGAUGUCUUACUUCACUACAUUGGGGAUCAGAGUUGCACAGAUAUUCUGGAGAUGUAUAACAAAGUGAAAGCCGAAGACCUGAGUAGUGCAAAUGAAGAAGAGGUGACAGAAACGUAUGCUGAUUCAGAUGGUCCAGGAACCUCAUCUGGGAAAAGAACUGUUCAGAUAAAGCAGCAGAUAAAAAAGCAGCCUUCCAAGCCACGUGCUGAUGCCUGGAAAGAUAAGUGCAAACAGCUAUUAAGCCUCAUCUACGAACGUGAAGAUUCUGAGCCAUUCCGACAACCUGUUGAUCUCUUUUCUUACCCUGAUUAUCGUGAUAUAGUGGACACUCCAAUGGACUUCAGCACUGUGAAAGAAACUUUGGAAGUAGGAAAUUACAUGAACCCCCUUGAGUUCUACAAAGAUGUUCGUCUGAUAUUCUGCAACUCCAAAGCAUACACUCCUAAUAAGAAAUCAAGGAUCUACAGUAUGACACUCCGACUAUCUGCCUUAUUUGAAAAUCAUAUUAAAACUAUAAUUUCUGAAUACAAGUCAGCAGUGCAAUAUCAGAAGAGGCGAAAGCCACGGCUACGGUACCAGAAACAACUGCGGAGCAGCAGCAGUUCUUCCUCUAGCAGCAGGUCACCCAGCCCCAAAGGAAAACAAAAGCAACCGAUGCAGCCUAAAACAAACCUGAAUACCUCACUGCCUUCAACUAGGACUAAUUCUUCAGUUUCAUCUCAUGAUACUACUGAGGAACCAGCUGGCUCUGCUGUUGCUACUGAAGAGAUGGACACUCAUCCUUCUUCAUCUGGCUCGAACACCCAAAAUCAUAGUGGAAAUGAUGCUGAACCAGGGAAAAAUAGGCUAGUUAGAAAUAAAUCCACACCAGUUACACAAGAUCAGCCUUCUGAUAAGCCCCUGACAAAUGGUGAUGGGAGAGAGCCCCGAGCAACAGUCAAGCGGAAGCUCUCAAGUGCAUCAGAAGAGGAUGAACCCAUUGGUGAAAAGAAGAAGAGAGAAGAAAAAGAAAAGCCAGGUUUAUCCUCCUCAGAAAGUGGAGAUUCACGAUCAAGCUCAAGUUCUGAAAGCGGAUGUGGCUCUGAUUCUGACUCUGAAUCAAGCUCUAGAACAGAUCAGGACUACAUAGAUGGAGACCAUGAUUACAGCAAAUCUGUGCAAGUGAAACCGAAAAGAAAAAUCCGAAGGAACAUCUCCAGUGGGCAGAGAAAUUGGCAGGGUAGAGGGACAGGAAAGAGAGGGAGAUGGGGCCGAUGGGGUAGGUGGAGCAGAGGGGGGCGAGGCAGCCGGAGGGGAAGAGGCUGUGGCAGAGGAAGAAGAGGAGGCAGGGGAGGAAGAAGAGGGAGAGGGAGAGGAGCCUCCAGAGGAGCCUCCAGAGCCAAGCGCCCACGAAUUGCCGAUGAUGAAUUUGAGAAUCUUUUGGGGGGACGCUUCAGCGAGAACACAUUUGGUGGGCGGUUCAGCAGGCCACCUCGGAUUAAAACUAGGAAUGAGGGCAGGCGAACCGUUUUAUAUAAUGACGAUUCAGACAAUGACACUUUUGUGCACACUGAGGAUCCCCUGAACCUUGGUACUUCCAGGUCAGGCAGGGUGCGGAAAAUGACAGAAAAGGCCAGGGUCAGCCAUCUCAUGGGAUGGAAUUAUUGACAAAUGGGAAACUGGAAGUGAACAAUGGUGUUUGACGAUCUAAGGCCUUCUACUGCAGGGAUUUUUGCCAGAAAAUCUACAACGCAAAUUGUGUGGGGACUCUGCUCACAUUUUUCUGUGGUGCUUUUUCCAUUUUGCCCAUAUGUAUGUUCAAAGACUUCUGAUUGCCACAUGUUCUUGGCCAAAAGAAGCCUUGCCCAUUCAUUCUAUAUCUGCAGAAAUACUUUCCCACACUACACUUUGAGUUUGUCACAGGAGGACUGUGGCAAUGGAAUCAUGAUUUUGAUGUCUCCCCUUGUUUUUCUUUUUUUGGUUUUGUGUGUUUUGUGCAUUAUAGAAACAGCACCUUCUUACAGAGAUUUUGAAUUGUCUGCCAUGAAUUCCUUACAUUCAGUAAUAACUUUUGCACAAUUCACCGAUCUUAAAGGCAGCUAUAAAAUGUUUACAGUUUCUCUAUUGUGCAUAUAAUAUGAAUAAUUUCAAUCUUUCCAAGCCAAACUUUCAUGAAGUAUGUUCAUACUUUGGUAUCUCGGUAUGCUUUUCUUGUUGGUUCUUAAUUCAUGUUUUAAAAAUGAGAGGGAGAAAGGGGUGGGUGGGGCUUGGUGCCUUGUAAAUACGUAGCAAACGUUUGACAUGCAUUAACAGAUGCAUGCAUUAAUAAUAAUAUACAAUGAGAUACUUGAGAACUAUGAAUAGACACACAGGUGCCAAAUACAAAAGUUAACUUGCUUCUAUAUUCAUUCUGAUGCCCUCAUAUUGUUAUAGCAUUAAUUGAGACUGCCAAUAAGGUGUUAACAUCAGCAUUGAUAUUUUCUCUCCUUCGCAGCCACUGUUUUUCUAGUAGCUUAGCUGCCUCCAGACUUGCAAAUAAUAGAAACAUUACAGAGAGAAUUCAUUUCCUUUUCUUCAUUUAUGGGGUUGCUGUAGGUCGCGUGGCAUUAGCACAGUCCGUCAUUAAAUGACAAAAUAGCCAUUUGUCAGGUUUCAACCUGACAAUCAUACUCACGAUGCUUUACAUGUUUUAAUUUGAUUCCUGCAACUAUAACAUAACUUAUUUAUGCUUUAGUAACUUUGCCGACUUAGUAUGGACAACCUUCUGAAUCUUCCCAGGGUGGGGAAUCAUACACCCUUGAUUAAGAGAUUGCUAAUUGGCAAAGGAGUUCCAAGCCACUGAGCUCCUUCCCUCUCCCCCCCCCCCCCUGGGCGUCCCUAUUCACUUUGGUGGAAGGGCAUGAUAGACUCACUUUUUUUUGUGCAUGCUAAUCAGCUCCUUCUGUUGAAGUGGACACAGCCCCACAAAUGCAGAACAUCUGCGUGUGAAUUUUGGCAUGUAUGGAUUUCUCAUUGGGUGUGAUGCCAUCUGGUUUGAUACUGAGAAAUAAUUUGCACAGGGCUCUGCUUGUAACAGUGUUGAACAGUGCAUCAGUGUAAGGGAAAUUUAGGCUUGGGGAACCAUGUUUGUCCCACAUCACUGUAGCAAGUGAAUUUCAGAAAUGUGCUCCCCCCCCCUUGAAUAAGAGUUUCAUAUUUCUAUUUUGUGUAAUUCACCAUCUCAGAGAUAAAAUAGAAGGGUUGACAGAGCAUAUGAAAGAGAAACAGGAAGCCAAAUAAAAUAAUGAGUGAAAUUUCAUAACUUUAUUUCUAUCUAGCCUGCAAGCAAUUCUUUCGCUAGGCACACUUGGUCAGUAACAUUGCAGGAUCUCCACAGAAUUACUGUAUAAUUAUUUAUAUAUAACGUGUAAUAAAAUACAUAUAUACACAUGCAUACAAAAGUGGCUGUGGAUCAUCUAGCAUAAAAAAUAGAUUUUAAAAACAGUAAAAUGGGAAGGCAUUUGCCAAUUAGGGCAAAAAUAGAAGAAUUAUGUUAUUGAGUUAUGUGAUAUAGAAACCAAGCGUUUAUUUAUAUACACACAGGUUACAAAUCCAGGAGUCAGACACACAGUUGUCCUGAUUCAGAUCCUUUCUGCCCUUGAAAGCCUGGAAGUGUUCCUGGAGCAUCCUUUUCUCAAAACUGCUUUGAUCCUGUGUGUCUGCUCCCUUCAGUGAAAUUAGUGGGACAAUCCUUUAAUACAAGUUUGCUUCUGAGAGUGUGCAGGCUGUGCCUCAGUAUGUGCAAGUAUAGAAUCUUUUGGUUCAGUGUAGUAUUUCAGAUCUACGAGACAGGUGUGUGCUUAAAAGCAUACCUUCUGCUAUACUAUAUAGACCAGCUAUACUGUCACCAUGGUUGCUUGUAACCACAAUGGGGACAAAUAGUGUUAUUUUAAAGAACUGAAAUCCUGUCCCCAGAGAAGGUAUUCACUGGUUUACAAGUAUUUACUGUGGGGACUUAUGCCCUAAGGAGCGCUGUGUGCUUUGAAACAACCAUUACAAUUUGGGAGAAAUGCCUUCAGUGUUCUCUUUUAUUUAGGACUAAUUAUGUACUGUGAAGAUGAUAGCAAAGCAAGAAUACUUUUCUAGGAUGAAAAUAUUUUUAGGAUAUGUGUUCAUUACUGACAAGAAACUAGGUUACAAUGGUGCUGCAACAACAGAACAUCUAUUCUAAAGGAUAUGGAGGUUUCUUAUGCACGUGAGAAAUAACCUGGUGUUGUUUUAUUUAGUUUGGUGGUUGGGAUAGUUAUCAAGUGAGGAUUCCUUAUUGUACCCAUUUAUCUGUUGUUUGAGCAUAUCAGGUGAUGUGGGCCACCCUGAAACGCAAUUAAUUUGGACAGGGUUUACUUUCCAAAGUUAAAAUUGUAUAGGACUCUGUAGCAAUAUUGGCUUGGAAAUAACAAAAUUGGACCCAUUCCUCAGUAGACCACUCUCAGGACCUCUCUGAUUUGGACUGCCAAGGCUCUACUUCAUUCUACCCCAUUCUUAUCUUCCUUGCACCUUUUCCUGCUCCUUUCAGGUGCUGCUGGUUCCUUUGUACCAUUUGCCUUGUGGAUCCUCCACAUGUUCAAUUUCUGGACAUCAACCCACUAGGCUGUUGGCAGCCUCAGUGAGGAUCAGAUGCACGCAAUUGAAGGCAGCUCCUUGGAGAUGCGGAAGUUUGGGCUUCCCUUCAAUUUGUGUAACGCCACAAAAGAACUUUCACUGUAAAGGCUUGGGAUUUGAAAAAUCCAGAGAAUGCCAUACUAAAUCAGUAUAAUGGUCCAUCUACAAUUCUGUUUCAGGAUCAAAAUUGUAGAAAUUUAGUGAACAAACCACCAAAUCGCCCCUUCUUAAUUUUGUUUGUUUCUUACUGUGCAAGCCUUAGGAUCUUGUCCUGUGAACUCAUUAUGUGUCUUGGUAUUGCUCUCAGUUAUUCUAACUGGCAAUAACUGAAUAUCUUCAUUGUAUUUAUGCCAAAUUAUGCUCACCAAUGAACCUCCCAAAGGGACAGUAUUUAGAAAGGAAAUGGUGCUGGAUUCUACUGAAUAGCUGAGCAAAAUUGCUUUAAGGGAUUCUGCAAGGAGGCCAAAGCUGUAUUCUCUAAAUUGGCCAUUCAAAUUCAAAACUAGAUUAUGUUUCACUGCAGAAAACUUUGUUGCAGUGAAACACAAUUGUUCCAUUUUAUCUGAAUUGCCCAUCGUGCCUGGCUGUAGGCUGUUCAGUGUUUGCCUGAGGCUGCCUUCACAAUUUGCCACAUGCAUUUUGGAAGUGGUAUUCUAAACAGAACAGUAACCAAUGAUCUUUAGCAAUAACCAGUGUGGUAUAUGUGGAAAUGCAGGACACCUAUUUUCACAGAUUUCGGGUUCACCCUCCCUCCUUUAAGAUGAGGUAGAACUUUGGAUUUUUACAUAUGAUAUAUGAAACCUUUCUGUUCCAGUCAAGAGCAAUACUGAAAUGUUUAUCUGAAAUGCAUUUAAUGCUUUGCUGAACUUUUGAAGUUUGGGCAACAUCUUAAAUGGUCAUAUCAACUGAAUUUUAAGUCAAUUCUCUCUCUCUCUCUCUCUCUCUCUCUCUCUCUCUCUCUCUCUCUCUCUCUCUCAAACACUUCCAUCUACCAUCAAGAAGCAAAGGGUUUCUGAAGUUGGGUUUUUUUUUUUUGCAUUCUAUCAUAUCACAAAUUUUCUGGUUUCCAUUUGUUAAUAAUAGGAACAAAAGGUUCUAGCCUUCAAAGACCCACAAACCACCUUGACUUCUUGUUCAAAUAAACCUAUUCCUUCUCAUUGCACAUGUAAUCUUUAAAUUCUAAAAUAGCAAUACCCCCCUUCCCCGGAUCAAAGGCUAAGGUGUUAUUGCAUUUUGUGGAGGGAACUUAAUUCUCUACCAUAUGUUGCUUCUGUUGUUUGGCAGCCUUGGAAACCCUUGGUUGCAGAAUAUUUCUUAGCAUUAAGCCAAACCAUACAAAGCUGUUGGUCAUGGCUAAGGUUAAGCUGAGUAAUUUAUCUUCACCUAACACAGCUGAUCAUGUAUUGGCACAAAGCAGGAUAAACUAGAUUUAGUCUAAGAACAUUUCACCAACCUUAACUUACACACCAAAUGCAAGCAGUUCUCUGUAUUGCAAAGUUAGCGCAUACUGGUUUCAUAAUACAGUAUAUGCUACAAAAUAGAAUAACUUUUCUAUUUGUAACUACAAUUAAAUAUUUAUGGGCAGAAUGCACUGUUCAACACCUAAGGGUGCUCUAUUAGAAAUCUCUUGGGUGUUUUCAUUAUGUUCUUUAAAAUGAUGUAUUCUAAAUGGCUACAUUUACAAGGAAUCUCCCCCCCCCUUUAAUAUUACUCUAGAUGUUUACAUUUUUAAAAGAAUUUCACAAUGGUGAUUAUCAAUCUGCGUUUCUAGAAUUUUUUAAGACCCUUCAAACACAGAAUAACACUUUGACAUGUAUAGCUCAGUAUAUCAGAGGUUGGCCCACAUCAAAAUACAUGUGUUACAGAUCCCUGCAUGUUUAUCAGCCCUUGUGCAAGCCCAUUAAAAUGAACAGGAAGUGCUCAUAAGGUUUGCCUUGCACACCCUCUUUAUUUUAAAUGAACAAGCGUAGGAAAGUUCUCUGCUGGAUUGUGCUCUUAUUUUCCAGCAGAAUCGCUGUCACAGCCUUAACCUAUAGUAUUAUAUCAGAUGGUGCUUUAUGAAUACAUGUAUAUGCAUGGAUGUGGGUAUGUAAUUAGCAGACUUUGUUUUUAAACAAAAUGGGUACUUUAUAAUAAUCCUGCUGCAUACCCACCAUACCAUUUUGGCAUUCUCCACCCAAAUAUUUAAAGUAUACACUAAGAAUAGUAGGCCUCGGUCUUUAUAAGAUUGUACUUCAUGCCCUCCUUAUUUCCCCUCCCUCCUUCCCCAAGGCAAGAGAGUAGGAGUGCUUGAAAUGUGGCUGUCAGUAUUUGAUUAUAGUAUAUGUUUGUUCCUCCCCCCAAACGCACACACACACACACUUGUAGUCUUAAGCUUUGCCAGGCUGAUCGGCAAGCUCAUGCCAAGACUUCUUUUUCUUUUUUAACAAUUAAGUGGUAUUCAGAAAGCAUGUUUCCAUUUCCAAGGUAGAUAUGUGUGUGUGUGUGUGUGUGUGUGUGUGUGUGUGUUUCUGGCCUAUUUUGCCUUUUUGUUAAAACAUCACAGCAAAUUUUGUUGAGGAUUAUUAGUUUUAAAAACUGAGCUUCAGACACAUGGAAUCUUAGUGUCAUCUAAAAGCUCUUAAUGCCUGUAUAUUGUGUCCUUGACAGUGUGAAGUAUUUCACAGUUAACACCCCCCGCAGAGAAAAGGUGCACACAAAUUGGUUUAAACUAAUACUGUUUUGCUUUCAUCUUGUUUUCAGAGGGUGCUCUGUGUUCAUAUCUUUACAUCUGCUAUCUCAGGUCCCUUUAAAAUGAAAUGCUUCAGGGAUUUUUGAUGCCACUUGACGUUGGCAGACCAAAUGUAAUAUUUAUAUGCAACAAGCUAUUAGUUUUUUGUAUUGUAAAAAAAUGUAAAUUUGUAAAGAUUUUUUUUCUUAGGGUUUUUUUUGGGGGGAGCAGGGAGGGGAAAGGAAGUCACUUAAUGUAAUUUAGGAUGUUUCAUUUUUUCCAGCUGUGGGAUAUCUCAAUAAAAAACCCCACUCAUUCUAUGAUUUUUUUUUAUUAUUUUUUGGUGUUUUAUUGUAUAUACAGAAUAAAUGUAUUGAUGGGAAAUUAUAUCAAGUUCUUUAAAACAACAACCACCCUAAACUAGAAGCUUGCAACUGUUAGCCUAAUCAGCUGCUUUCAACCUCCUUGGUGAGCAAGAGAAGGAGGUUUGGAUAUAAUGGUGAAACAAUGCAAAGAGGAUGCACAAGUUCAAGAGGUGCUGCUGCUAGGUACUGCAUCUUGCAAAGUGUGAAUAGCUGUUCUCUUGUGGCUGUUUGAAGGUGUCACUUCCCCUGGACAGCAGGCUGCCUUUUGAGAAUGACCCUCUCCAGUAGAUCUCCCCUGCAUGCCCAGCUCAGCUCACUGUUUCUCUACAGUGCAGAAGGUCUCUCCUGCUGGCUACACGAUUGCAUAACCUUAGCCUCCCAUGCAAUGUGGAAAGUGCUAUAGCUGGAGAUCCAUCAGGGGAGCAACUGCUACACCUCCCUUCUGGGGAAAUCUCACUCUGCCCCAUGAGUGGGAGGCCCUGGCUGCUAGGCUAUUGAUACCCUCCAGAUGUGGACUAAAACUCUCAUCACCCUGUCUAGUGACCAUACUUGCUUGG